Messenger RNA from Linnemannia hyalina, 507 nucleotides. The record is from the annotation of a GenBank genome assembly. Lineage: Eukaryota; Fungi; Mortierellomycota; Mortierellomycetes; Mortierellales; Mortierellaceae.
AUGUCGAAUUACGGAGCAACCAAUGCCGCCCCUGCCGGAGCUCGCGACCAAGAGUCACAGGCCCUCCUCAACAACCACCAGGUCAACAACACCGAGGCCAACGACACCUUCUACGGUCGCACCUUUGUUCACGUCCACACCCACCGCAAGCGUUAUUUCUUCCUCUGGCUCCUCGCUGCCGUCACUGCCGUCUCGGUCGUCGUUGGAUUGUACUUUUACGAGCACAAGCACAAGAAACAUACUCCUCCUUCGGGUGACGAGGGACUUUUGACGAGCCUGCGUCCUCCCUCCGUUUGCGAGUCUGACCGUUCCUACCCUGUGGCUAUUAUCUUGUCCCUCUUUUUGGGCGAGUUUGGCAUUGACCGUUUCUACCUUGGAUACAUUUUCACUGCCCUCCUCAAGCUUGCCACCGUUGGUGGAUUUGGUAUCUGGUACAUCAUCGAUAUUGUCCUGAUCAUCCUCGGAGCUCUUCCUGACCACAACGGAUGCCGCUUGAUUGCUCCCUAA